UCAGAAUCCUGCGAUUCCAACCAUGUAUGUCAUGUUGAUCGAGAUGUAGUGACAUGUAAAUGUAAGACUGGUUACAGGGGACUACAGUGUAGCGAGGAUAUUAAUGAAUGUACAGAUCUCAGUAUUGACUGUAAUACUGGACAAUGUAUAAAUACACCGGGAUCUUUCAGCUGUCAGUGUCAGAACGACUUCACAGGUGGAUGUCAGAAUGGUCCAGUACCUUGUGAUAAGAACAACUGUAAUCCUCUGAAUACCGCCAACUGUAUUAAUACUGGAACAACUACCUCCAGAUGUGAAUGUAAACCUGGUUUUAAAGGAGCUACAUGUGGUGAGAGUAUCGACAGCUGUGACAGUAAUCCCUGUAUCCACAGUCAGCGCUGUGACAAUCUGGUCAAUGAUUACACAUGUAUCUGUGAAGCAGGCUGGACUGGGCGGAGAUGUGAAACCUUGAUUGACACCUGUAGCUCA
Lottia gigantea (owl limpet) is the source of this 468-nucleotide messenger RNA. RefSeq lists its product as hypothetical. The transcript has 3 exons. Gene Ontology annotation, molecular function: calcium ion binding. Lineage: Eukaryota; Metazoa; Mollusca; Gastropoda; Lottiidae. The record is from RefSeq and is a predicted model, not a curated record. Gene Ontology annotation, cellular component: protein-containing complex; plasma membrane. The annotation marks the transcript as partial. Gene Ontology annotation, biological process: heterophilic cell-cell adhesion; establishment or maintenance of epithelial cell apical/basal polarity.